Molecule: messenger RNA, 2133 nt
Organism: Debaryomyces hansenii CBS767
Lineage: Eukaryota; Fungi; Ascomycota; Pichiomycetes; Serinales; Debaryomycetaceae
Exons: 1
Coding region: 1-2133 (710 amino acids)
Biological process (GO): mitochondrial respiratory chain complex III assembly
Cellular component (GO): mitochondrial inner membrane
Source: RefSeq, a predicted model, not a curated record
AUGAUUAGACAUAAUCUAAGGAUUUCGAAGCAGUUAUGCCGGUUUACAGAACUACGUGGUACUGGGGCUAGUAUCAAUCGUUUAAACGUUUUAAGAUUCUAUUCAGAUGACAAAUAUAAGUCGAUCGAAGAUUUCAAGAAGCAGAAGAAGGAUUAUCGAUUUGGACAUAAUUUUAGCAGUUUAGAUGAACUUGACAACCAAAACCAGAAGCAUUUCACUUCAGAUAUGCAUUCUGACUCGUCGGAUUUACACGAAAAGAUUUCCCAAUCUAGAUACAAUCAAUUGGAUGAAAAUGACAUUAACUCAAUAAUUGAAAAUGAUCCAAGAUUAAUUAAUUUGAAGCCUGGGUCAGCGGAAUACAAGCACCAGCAGAAUUUGAUUCAUAAGGAAUUCCAUCAACGGGGCAAGAAGGAACAAGCUCGUUAUGAGUUUAUUGAAAGAUUCAAGGGGAUCGGUUUAGGGGCAUUGGCACUCAUGGGGAUUGUUUCUAUCCAUCAAAUAGUCAUGAACUACGAAUACCUCAAAAAUAAAGUCAUGUAUAACUUCAAUUAUAGCGUUGAUGAUUCUAAGAUCACAAGUUUGGAUGAUCCAUCGAAAAAUAAGAAAACAAUUGACUAUUUGACAAAUAAAUUGAUCCGUGAAUUGAGCAAUGAAAUAAUCGCCAAUCUUGAGAAGCUGAAUGAAGUUUCGGGGUUGUAUGUCUUUGGUUCCCAUAACAGCCAGAAAUUGCCAUUUAGAUUCAAAUUCUUUGAUGGUAUGCUAAUAAAGGAUGUACAAAUAUUCCAGGACUAUUUAGCGGUAAUCAAUGAAAAAGGCGAAUUUUAUCAAUACCAUAAAGGCUUAAAAGAACCGGUAUUAACGAAAUUAGGAUCAAAAGUAACGAAGUGUCAAAUUUCCAAUGAUAUGGUAUAUUUAUUGACGAAAAAUGGUGAAGUUAUUUAUACUCCAAGAUUGGAUAAGUCUGUGUCUGGGUUUGAUCGCUUGAAAUCUAGGAAUCUUUUGGGAAUUUCGUCAACGAAACCUUUCAACAAAGUAUGUUUUUUAAAGGAUGGCUCGAAACAAGGUUUUUUGAGCAGAAAUGAAUCAAUUAAGGAUAUUGCAGCUGGACAAAGUCAUAUAUUAAUGCUUUCAAGUGAAGGAAGAUUAUUCGUCGCCAAUACAGCGUUGGACCCAAGUAAUUUUAUGAACUACGGACAGUUUGGAUUACCAGCAUUAUCUCCAUUUGGUGAGAAUUUUGAUCAAAUUCCUAACAACCAGGCAUUUGAAUUAAAGUUAUUAAAUAAUGAAAUUCUUACGAAUAAAGAUGGUGCCAAAUCCAUCAGGCCAAGAAGCUUUGACAGUAUUGCUGCAGGUAAAUUUCACAAUAUAGUUGUCGAUACUGAGGGUAAUGUAUGGUCAUGGGGUAAAAAUACAUUUGGUGAAUGUGGAUCUGAAAUUAGUUAUAAGACUGAUUUCCAACCUGUCCCAAAGAAAGUAUUCACUACUGCGGACUUCUUUUCUUUCACGAAGAACACUUUACCAGGUAAACUUGAUACCCAUAACUGGAAUGUCGAGAAUGUUUAUGCUGCCGAUGAAUCAUCGUAUGUUAAGUUGAAAUAUAGUGAUGAGACAAAUGAAGCUGAAAAUCAGCAUGUAUUAAUAAGUUUUGGUAACGGCUUAAAGGGACAGUUAGGCUCAAGUAGGUUCAUGCAUGUUUGUCCUCAACCACAGAUUGUUAAAUCGCUCAAUAACUUGAGCGAAUAUAAUGAAUUUGCAGGGAAGGUUGUUAAUAUUGGCAUUAAGGAUGUGAGUAUCGGUAAUAACCACGGUUUCGUUACAUUGAACAAUAUAGGUGAUUAUAAAGAUGUCCUUACAUUUGGAGAUAAUGAAUUUGGCCAAUUUGGUAACGGUAAAGUUGCAAAAAGCAGUAAACCUGUCAGACUUCCAAAAUUAAUUGAACCAGAGGAUUUCAAUAAUGCUGAAUUGACCAAAAAUGAUAAGAAAGUACAGAGGAAAUUAGUCCGAAAAGUAAAUGACACCACAACUAAUAGGUUGCAACUAUUGGAUGGAGUAAAAUUAGCUAAUGGAACAUCAAUUGAACAAGUGAUUUUUGCCGGCGAUGAUUCUUCCGCCAUUUUCUACAAACGUAAAUAG